AUGAUGCUUCUCAAGUUCUGGGCUGCUCUCCUUCCCUGCCUCUGCCUUGUUGCCGCAGGCCUAGUCGUCAAGCGUAGUGUGUUGAGCGACCUAACGACAAUAACUAGUGACGUUCAGACCCUCGAUAAGGACGUCAACGGCUGGGAUGGAACCCUGAUUACGGCCCUCUCUCUUCUCUCUGACGUGAACACCCUCGAGUCUGACCUGAAGACUGCCAUAAGUGACACCGAGGCCGCGUCCGACUUCUCUACAAGCGAUAGCACCGCUGCGACGAAUGAUAUUACGUCCUUGAGUCCAAUCAUUACCACCACCCUCAACGAUCUUGUCAGCAAGAAAUCCGAGAUUGCGAAUAUUGGUGAGACAAGCACUGUCCAAUCCAGCCUUAAAACGCUGCAAGGUCUCUCAGAUCAGCUCACUACUGCGCUUGAGGCAAAGGUUGCUUCGGAUGAUGCGACUACCAUCCAGUUUGCUGCAUCGGCGAUUAACUCGGCCUUUGCCAGUGCGAUCUCUGCUUUCUAA
Molecule: messenger RNA, 519 nt
Organism: Penicillium daleae
Lineage: Eukaryota; Fungi; Ascomycota; Eurotiomycetes; Eurotiales; Aspergillaceae
Product: cell wall mannoprotein 1 family protein
Exons: 2
Coding region: 1-519 (172 amino acids)
Cellular component (GO): extracellular region
Source: RefSeq, a predicted model, not a curated record